Molecule: messenger RNA, 873 nt
Organism: Trematosphaeria pertusa
Lineage: Eukaryota; Fungi; Ascomycota; Dothideomycetes; Pleosporales; Trematosphaeriaceae
Exons: 1
Coding region: 156-626 (156 amino acids)
Source: RefSeq, a predicted model, not a curated record
AUUAGUAAUGUUUUUUGCCUGUAAAUGAAAUGUCUUCCACCGCGAUCUGAUUGAGGCUACCUUUUUCUGUCCGAAUGCAGCAACGAUGCACUAAGCGCAGUAUCAGUCUGCUCCAAAACAGCCGAACAAUCAAACGUCCCUAGGCCGCCCAGUGCAUGCAAACGCAGCACCAUAUAGCCGCUCCCCACCGCAACGCUCACCAAAUUCCCGACAUUGCAAUGACGGCUGUCCUUGGCUGCCAUGUCCCACCCCCGCCCGGAACGCCUGGCAGUUCUUCGCAUCCGCCGCGCUCUUCUGCAGGGUGCCGGCAAUCGUGCCGAUCAGGAGGCGCCGCAUGGCUCCAGACACGUGGUACAACUGCUAGAUCCGAAGUCCCAGGAAGGGCCCGUAGUAGAGAGCGCGGCCUUGGAAGCAUUCGAUGGCGAGAACGGCCGUGUCGAAGGCGCCGUGGUUGUCGCGGCAGUGCGCGGAGCCCGCGGGGCAUAGACGCUUCCAGGGGAAAGAGUGGGGACUCAUCGUCUUCGAACGAGAAGGUGGACAUGUGCGGACUGCCUGGAAAACAGGAAAACACAGGAAAGGAACGAGCGAAGAAGUGGGGUGCGCCUACUCACGAUCCAGCAUCCUAGAAAGAUAAGAAACCUACACCCAGCCCUCCCAAACCUUCGAGGUGGGCACAUGCUACCAUUAUACCUUGACUGUGUAUAACUGCAGGGCAAACCCUUUUCUAGGGUCGGUAAUUGUCUGCUAUGCGAUUGCGAUGACAGGUCUAGGCAAACGCAGCCCAAGAAUUCCAUAAGCGAGCAUCACUGUGAUUGAGCGGAGAAAGGGCUCUGAGGCGUGGAUUGAUGUAGCGAGAAAGAGAUACGAAGAAGA